UUGAACCGGGGCGGCGGUGAUCGCACAUGACUGCGUGUCGCAGUAGGAAAUGUGGGAGAGGGAGGUCGGUGGGGGUGUGUGGCUGGGGAGUAUUUUCAUUUAUGGCGCUUCUGCAUCUUUUCGCUCGCUUAGGUGUGUUUGCCGGUGUCUUCUACGUGAGAAACGGUUUGUGGUGCAUCUCCUCACAUCAUAGGUGCUGUGGGAAUAAGGAUAACAUCAGAGCGGGAUGCAAGAAAUGUGGCUACCCUGGUCACCUCACAUUUGAAUGCCGAAACUUCCUCCGAGUGGAUCCCCAAAGAGAUAUUGUUUUAGAUGUUAGCAGCACUAGCAGUGAAGACAGUGAGGAAGAAGAACUACAAAGAUUACAAGCCCUUCGUGAAAAAAAGAAUUUAAAUGAGGAAGAAGAAAAAAAGAAACAAAAAAGAAAAAGCAAAGAAAAAACAAAACUAAAGAGAGCAAGGAAAAGAUCUUCCUCAUCAAGUCAAGCUGAAGAGGAUAAGCCAAAAUCAAAAAAACAAAAAGCACAAAAAAAAGAAAAGAAGAAGGAAAAAAAGAAUAAAUCUAAGAAAGGAAAACAUCACAAAAAAGAGAAAAAGAAGAGAAGAAAGGAAAAAAGUUCAUCUUCCGAUAGUUCAGACAGUUCUAGUAGUGACUGAGCUGCUGGCCUGUUUUUGUUUCUACUUCCAUAGAGACUAGAAUGAUUUUCCUUUGAAAUAUAACCUAUUCAUGCUUUGCAAUGCUGUUGUUUUAAAGUGAUGGAUAUAUAUAUUUUUUGGAAGAAAUCUAUUUGCAAAUAUCAGUGCUUCAAAUUAUUAAAUGGAUGAUUUGGAAAGAAGCUACUCUUCUAUUUCAAGUUUAUUAGUACCCUACCAUGCAAGUUGGACUUGUUUUUGACUCUUAGUUCAGUUUUGGUUACUUGAAUUUUGAAUCCUUUAUACUAGGAUAUGGCAAACCUCAGUUUGCAAGUAGUUGCAUGGAAAGGUUCAGACUUAAAUAUGCUUUGUAUUGGAACUGUUAAAUCAAAUUUGGAAAUUUAAAUAAUGCUUUCUGUUCUUUUAUUCUUUAAAUAAAUGUAUAUGUUUUGUAUAACACUUUCUACCUAUAUAAGCAAUAAGUGCAAAUGAGGAACAGCUGGGGGCUUGGGAGAAGGGAAGGAACAGGAGGUAAGGAGCUGCGGGAGACUGCUCCUUCAAAAUUGAUCAAGUAAUAGAUUUUGAAAUAUACAACAAAUACACAUUCUUUUGGCAGGAUCACUGUGUGAGCGAGCUGAAAAUGAACAAACAAAAGCAAACAGACCCUAUGGAUCUUUCACAGUCCUUUUGUUCUACCUAGGUUCUGUUUCACGGUUGCAGCUACUGCAGCUUUGAAGACAUAAAAUGCCACUUCUUAAGACUAGAAACCUUUGCGGCAAGAUUGUUUACAAUAAUAUAAGUGCUGUAUUAAUGCAGUAUGGGGUGACUAAUGCCGACAAUUAUCUAAGCAGAGCAAACCCAAAGACUGACAUUUAACAAGAAUCUUGAAGUGUACAUUCAUUCUAAUAAACCCUCCCACUGAAAACUUU
This is a messenger RNA of Struthio camelus australis, 1561 nucleotides long. The record is from RefSeq and is a predicted model, not a curated record. NCBI's taxonomy places the organism in Eukaryota, Metazoa, Chordata, Aves, Struthioniformes, Struthionidae.